This is a messenger RNA of Pogoniulus pusillus (Red-fronted tinkerbird), 2430 nucleotides long. It is a transcript of the gene ZNF703, whose product is annotated as zinc finger protein 703. Gene Ontology annotation, biological process: negative regulation of DNA-templated transcription. NCBI's taxonomy places the organism in Eukaryota, Metazoa, Chordata, Aves, Piciformes, Lybiidae. Gene Ontology annotation, cellular component: nucleus. The record is from RefSeq and is a predicted model, not a curated record. Bases 17 to 1609 code for a protein of 530 amino acids. The transcript has 2 exons.
CCUCCCCCAGCCCCAAAUGAGCGGUGCCCCCGGUGGGCCCCGGCCGAGGACCCCGCCGAGCCGCGGAGCCGCGGCUACCCCGUCGCCCCGGCCGCCCCCCGCCGACCCGCUGCGCCAGGCCAGCCGGCUGCCCAUCCGCGUCCUGAAGAUGCUCAGCGCCCACGGCGGCCACCUCCUGCACCCCGAGUACCUGCAGCCGCUCUCCUCCACGCCCGUCAGCCCGAUCGAGCUGGACGCCAAGAAGAGCCCGCUGGCACUGCUGGCCCAGACCUGCUCGCAGAUUGGCAAGCCAGACCCGCCACCCUCCUCCAAGCUCAACGCUGUGGCCUCCGCCGGGCUGCCUGCCACCGACAAGGAGCCUGCUGCCCGCCCUGCCACUCUGAAGCCACCGGGCAGUGGGGACACGCCACCUGAGGACAAGUCCAGCUUCAAGCCCUACUCGAAGGGCAGCGGGGAGCCGCGCAAGGAGGGUGGCACGGACAAGGCUGGCUUUCGAGUGCCCAGCGCUGCUUGCCCGCCGUUCCCGCCGCACGCCGCCACCUCGCCCGGCGGCUCCCGUGGUGCCUCACCGCAGCACACCGACCCCAAGGGCACUGAGGAGAAGAAGGAGCCUGAGGCGGGCAAGCCCAGCCCCGAGGGGACAGGCGGGGGGCUGGGGCGUGGGGUGACAGAGGCUGGGGCACAUGGUGAGCCGCCCUCAGGCCGCAAGUCGGAGCCCCCUGCCUUGCCACCUGCCGGCCAUGUGGCCCCCGUCUCGCCCUACAAGCCAGGCCACUCCGUCUUCCCUCUGCCACCCUCCAGCAUUGGCUACCACGGCUCCAUCGUCGGUGCCUAUGCCGGCUACCCAUCUCAGUUUGUGCCCGGGUUGGACCCCACCAAGCCGGGCCUGGUGGGCAGCCAGCUGCCAGGGGCACUGGGGCUGCCAGGCAAGCCGCCCAGCUCCAGCCCGCUCACUGGGGCCUCGCCGCCCUCCUUCAUGCAGGGAUUAUGCCGGGACCCAUAUUGCCUAAGCUACCACAGCGCCUCGCACCUGGGCUCCAGCAACUGCUCCAGCUGCGUGCACGACCCUGGCAGCCUGAAGAGUGGAUACCCCCUGGUGUACCCCACGCACCCCCUGCACUCAGUGCACACCACGCUCUCCUCCAGCGGCACCCCCAGCCUGCCUGGCCACCCCCUCUACACCUACGGCUUCAUGCUGCAGAAUGACCCCCUGCCCCACAUAUGCAACUGGGUGUCUGCCAGCGGACCCUGCGACAAGAGGUUUGCCACCUCGGAGGAGCUGCUCACCCACCUACGGACCCACACGGCCCUGCCAGGGGCAGAAAAACUCUUGGCAGGUUACCCUACCUCCGGGCUGGGCUCCGCGGCCUCCUGCCACCUCCACCUCCCACCCGCCGCCCCAGGGAGCCCCAACACGUUACCGGCCUCCCUCUCCUUGAGGAGCCCACACACUUUGGGACUCAACAGGUACCACCCCUACGGCAAGAGCCAUUUGCCCACGGCAGGUGCCCUGCCGGUGCCCUCCUUGCCGGCCGCCGGACCUUACUACUCUCCAUACGCGCUCUACGGCCAAAGACUAACUUCAGCUUCUGCACUGGGAUAUCAGUAACUCCAGCAGCCCCCUGCUCCAGCCUCCUCCUCGCCCCCCAGCCCCCCUCCUUGGACUGUGUAUUUAUUUACUGUAUGUUAGCUUAAAGCUGGGAAUAUAAGUGCAUUACUACCCCAUGAAGCGACGGUAUGCAAACGAGUCUGUGUCCAAAAAAAAGAACAAAAAUAAGAAAAGACAAAAAAAAAAGACAAAAAAUAUAAUCUCCCCUCCCCCCUCACUCUGCAGGUGUGGGGCUUUGCUAUUUUUCCCCUCCCUCCUUUCUCUUCCUUUUGAAUUCUUUUUAUUUUCUUGAUUUUUUUUUCCCCCCCUGAGCCAUUCCUGCAUGACUCCUGUGCCACUCAAGGAAACUAAACAGAGGAAAAAAAGAGCAUUUUUCUUCCUCCUCCUCCUCCUCCUCCACCCUCUGGAAUUCUGUUCCUCUUCAGUUGUAAACUUAACAGAUGUCCUUUUUUAUCAUUAUUAUAUUUUUAUUGGGUUUUCCCCCCCUUUUUUUUGACGUGUUGGGGCCGGGGCUGGCUGUGGUGAUGCUCUGCCUACACCGACACUCCCCCACAUCCCAAUCCCACACCGUGGCCCUACCGCUCCCCCUCUCCCGCCCCCCCCCCCCCCCCACCGUGGGAUGCAGGACAGUGCUGUGUGACCCUCCCCAUUCAUACAAACACAGACCCUGGGGGGGGAGCCCCGAAGAGCGGCGGCUCCUGCGGGCAGCGCCGGUGGCACCGGAGGGCGCAGAGCCCCGGGAGGGCGGCGGAGCGUGGCGGGUGGAGGAGCUCGGCUCGGUAAGUCGGAUUUUGUUAAUAAAUGACUCUUGGUUAUAUUCA